Athalia rosae (coleseed sawfly) is the source of this 5006-nucleotide messenger RNA. It is a transcript of the gene uex, whose product is annotated as unextended protein. Gene Ontology annotation, molecular function: transmembrane transporter activity. Bases 26 to 3055 code for a protein of 1009 amino acids. The transcript is spliced from 14 exons. NCBI's taxonomy places the organism in Eukaryota, Metazoa, Arthropoda, Insecta, Hymenoptera, Athaliidae. Gene Ontology annotation, biological process: transport; magnesium ion homeostasis. The record is from RefSeq and is a predicted model, not a curated record. Gene Ontology annotation, cellular component: plasma membrane.
UGAAGUUGCUCAUUGCCCUUUUCGCAUGAUGGCGCAAAAUGUUUGCCACUCGCGCGCGCCGACUUUUAUUAUAUUUAUUACAAUAAUAUCGGUAUUCAACGUAGCGAUCGGUAAUGUGCUAGUUAAACCUGUGACAAAUAUAGACUCUGUGAAACUAAUCGAAUCAGAGAGUAUCACGAGAAAUGACAUUGAAUGGUUAAAAAACAAACCGGAACGUACCUUUCUUGUGGAAUUUGCUGGCAGCGGUUUAUCAGAAAGUACAAUAAUUAAAAAAUCCCUCGUUCAAAGUGAUUGUAAUUUUGACACCAAUCAAAACAACGAUGAUGAUAAAAAUAACGACCAACUACGACAAGUGUCAAUAUCUGUAAACGGGGAUAAAGCUGUUUACGAACUUCACGUAGAUCAUCAGCAACAAUUUAAGGUUACUAAGGUCUAUUUUUGCCUCCAAACCGCCUACGGAGUAAAAAAAUUCAUCAAUCUCGGACCAGAUCACGCCGUUGGCCUCAGCGAACAUCCAAAUGUCUCACGCGAAAGGCGUCAGUUGAUCAACCCGGGGAAUGCAGCAGGUUCCGGACAGGGCAACGUGGGAGAUCUCGCCCAGAUGAUACCUGUGAGAAUCGAAGGACUCAGAGUAGAAAAGGCUGAUAAAGAUCCUUUUUAUUCCGACGACGGUAUUCCUGAAAUAUUGGCUGGUGGGAAUGCAGUUAUCCGACUAUUUGGUACUGGAUUGACGAAUGAUACGUGGGUCGUCUUUACAGAUGUACCAAAUAAAAGAGGAACAGUUUGCGACAAGAUAAGAACUCCGGAAUACAUGGUAUACAGUUUGGGAAACGAUACAGGAUUGAUUAACGUUAAUCUUCCGCUAGGAUCACCCUUCUACCUUUGCGUAAAACAACCCCAUGUGCAAGGCACAGAAGAUGCUGCCGAUGGCACUAUGGAACUCUUCAAACACCAGGGUACGGAUACCUGGAACACUAUACAUACUUAUGAAAAAUUCUUACCACUUUGGUUGAGUUGUUUGAUAAUCCUUUUCUGCUUGUCUGCCUCGGCUUUGUUCUCCGGUUUAAACUUGGGACUUAUGUCGAUGGACAGAACGGAGUUGAAAAUUCUCUGCAACACAGGAACUGAAACCGAACAAAAAUAUGCUAGAGCCAUUCAGCCUGUCAGAAAUCACGGAAACUAUCUACUUUGCUCUAUUCUUCUUGCCAAUGUACUCGUCAAUUCUACAUUCACAAUUUUACUCGAUGAUUUGACGUCUGGUCUAAUAGCUGUGAUAUUUUCAACCUUGGCGAUUGUUAUAUUUGGUGAAAUAUCUCCUCAGGCUAUCUGUAGUAGACACGGGCUUUGUAUUGGUGCAAAAACAAUCUACAUCACAAAGUUUACCAUGCUCAUAACUUGGCCGCUUAGUUUUCCGAUCAGCAAGUUAUUAGACUGUUUGCUCGGUGAAGAAAUUGGAAAUGUGUACAACAGAGAACGUCUCAAGGAACUCGUUAAGGUGACAACAGAGUACAACGAUCUAGAGAAAGACGAAGUAAAUAUAAUUUCCGGUGCCCUGGAACUGAGAAAAAAAACCGUAUACGAUGUGAUGACCCGUAUCGAAGACGUGUACAUGUUAUCCUACGAUGCUGUUUUAGACUUUGAAACCGUCUCUGAGAUCAUGAAGUCUGGAUUUUCACGUAUUCCGGUAUACGAAGGCUCCCGAACAAACAUCAUCACCAUGUUGUACACCAAAGACCUCGCGUUCAUAGAUCCCGAUGAUAAUACGCCGUUGAAGACUUUGUGUCAGUUCUAUCAAAAUUCGUGCAACUUUGUCUUCGAAGAUGUCACUUUGGACGUUAUGUUCAAACACUUCAAAGAAGGUCACAAAGGUCACAUGGCGUUCGUUCACAGAGUAAAUAACGAAGGCGAAGGUGAUCCCUUCUACGAAGUUGUUGGAUUAAUCACCCUAGAAGACGUAAUCGAAGAAUUAAUCCAAGCAGAAAUCAUGGAUGAAACUGACGUAUUCACUGACAACAGGAGUAAACGAAGAAGACAGGUUCGUCCCAACGAUUUCACAGUCUUUGCGGAGAAGAAGGAAAAUCAACGGAUCCACAUUUCCCCGCAGUUAACGUUAGCAAUGUUCCAAUACCUUUCAACGACUGUUGAUCCAUUCAAACCCGACACCAUAUCUGAGACAAUUUUGCGGCGUCUUUUGAAACAGGACAUAAUAUAUCACAUAAAAAUGAAGAACAAAGAAAAAGCAAGAAACGAUCCGACCACUGUUAUAUACCAACAGGGCAAACCUGUCGAUUAUUUUGUUCUGAUUUUGGAAGGUCGCGUCGAAGUCACAGUUGGUAGAGAAAAUAUGAUGUUCGAAAGUGGUCCGUUUACUUAUUUUGGAACACAAGCUCUGACUGCUAACAUCGGCGUUGCUGUGGAAUCACCGAUCAACGCAAGUCCCCAAACAUUGGGAAGCAUUCAGUCGGUGAACCUCGACUCUAUGCUCCGUCACACGUUUGUGCCAGAUUACACGGUACGAGCGGUGACAGAAGUAUUCUACGUUAGAAUAAAAAGAUCUCUAUAUUUGGCGGCCAAACGUGCUACGCUGAUGGAAAGGAGUCAAAAGGAUCCACAGCCCAGUCAGGAUCAAUUCGACGAUGAGGUUGAAAAGCUCCUUCAUUCUCUGGAUGACGACGACCGAAGCGCUCCAGAAUCACCGGUAUUGUUGAGAUCGAAUAAGGCUAAAGAGACAGACAAAGAACCAGAGGCUCGUCAAACACCCAUGCUUGUAACCGCGCCAUCUUCUCCUAUACCAGUGAGUGCCAGUCCUGUUACGAAUGCCAAGUUUAUCCCACGUCAAGGAGGCCAAAGUCACAACGGCGAGAUAAAAAAUUCACCGAAAAAGAAUCAAGAACCCCAUCACAGUUCGCACGAUUCAGAUGGUGCUGCCAUUGACCUUGACGCAGAGAUUCGUUCACGCCAGAUAGAAGCAGCUCGUUUAAUAUCUGGGCUUCUAACACUCGAACACGAACACGAGGAAAGAACUAACUUGUUGCCUAAACAGGAUCGUUCUUAACACUUAGAAAACGGCCGGAAAAGUUCGGCCGUAUUAACAAACGAAGAGGUAGCAACGAAGAACCAAGGCAACGAGCAAAGCCAAUUAAAAGCAUGACGCAUACCGGAAUAUUAGGUAGUUUAUUUGUCAAAAGAAUAAUUUAUCAUUGUUAUCUACAAAAAGUCCCGGAUAGAUAUCUCAUUCUCCGUCAUCCCAGUCAGUUUAAAAUGUACGCGAUGAGAUUUAGUUGUAGUAUUUAAGAUCGUCAGCGGUCAUGUACAUUAAAAUUGUUCGCUGCUUUGUGGGUACGAGGUUAUAUUUUUUAAUCGAUACUUUUAACGGAAUUCGCCUGAAGAUCGCAUAAAGUACUUAACGAUUCCCCGGCUACGAACUCAUCAGAAAUAUGCAAUAUUUUACGAGUACCAUGUACCCUUUUUCACUUGCGUCAAAUCCCAGGCAGUUUACUCGAUUGAAAAUAAUGAAGAAAUAUCGAUGAAGAAUAAAUGGUGAAAUACAGAGCAACCUGACGAUAUGAAUAAUGAUAAAACAGGACCAGUACCGGAAGUGUCAUGGCCAUUGAAAAAUUAUGAAAAAAACUUUGUCAAACUGUUCUGUACAAGAUAUGAACCAUAACUUAACGUGAGAUCAAUUUAUUUUCCAUAUGUAGUGAACAGAUGAAUUAAUUUCUACGAAUCAAACACCGAAAAACAAAUAAACCCAGAGCCUUAUGUGAUUCUAUAGUUUGGUAGGGCGAGAAAAUAAUAAUUUAUGAACUAUCGUAAUAUUGUAUAAUUCUACAUAACUAGAGCAUAAGAUAUCGUAAGGUGCGCUUUAGCUGAAAAAAAGCCUUUACAUUUAAUAACUGCGUAAAUAAUGAUUGCGUGACAGCUUUAACCUCCUUGCUACAAGAUAUUUCAAAACGAUGAUGUUCCGCCAUUUUUGUUUCGUAAUAUAUUCAAAUAUAUCAACUGAUUUCCAUUAUAAUCUUCACGCAGGCAUUAAGAUAAUCAUUAUUGUAAGAACGACGGCAUUUGUAUCCCAAUUUUCAUUCCUAAUGUUAUUCUUAUUUUCAUCUCUUGUUUAGUUUUAGGAAAAGUUCUAGCCAGUCACAGUCCGACUUUUGAAAUAUCUUGUAUACAUACUCCAUAAUUAUACCUAAAAUACGUCUACAUACCUAGGUAAUUAAAGAAUAUCUCAUUGCCGAAUACUUAACACAAUAUUCGGAGUUGCUACGUAUUCUCUCCUUCGGGAAUCGUUCAUAUCACAGCUAUAGAUUUCACUAUUGUUAUUGGUGCGCGAAUUACUUGCAGUUUUUCGCUAUUGAAACUUUUUGUUUUUGUUUUUAUCAUUAUUUCACUUAUGCUUACAAACUUUUAUUUAAUUCAAACCGUCUGCGCUUCAUUCUACCGACAAUAAUUUUCCAUUCACAUGAAUUUUAAUUUUUUAGAAUAAAAUGUCAUUCUUUACAAGAGCUUCCGUCGUUCGAUGGUAUUUUCGGUUCAAAAAAGUAUUUAUUUUAUCUAUGAGUAAAGAUAUAAAAGAAUGAUGGCAAAGUAAAAUAGAAAUAAAACAUUUGUAAACGUGAAUCUUAUCGUGAUGUUUUUAAAUAUGUUAUUAUGAAUUGUUAUUGUUUUAAAUUAUAAUUGUUAAUUUAUUGAUAACUAGAAUAAUCGGAACAGAUGAGACAAGAAAUGAAGCUAAAAAGUGGUCUCUCGUGCUUUAUUUCUACAUUUAAAGUACUUAACUAGUACAAUAUCAAAUUCCGAUUAUUCUAGUAAAAGAAAGUUACAAAAAAAGAAAUGAAUUCAACUUCAACUUUAAAGGCAUCAUAGGUUGGAUGGAAAGUAAUAACUGUAUCAAAAUUGUUGUCAACCGUGAAAACCUUCCCUGGUCUUUGUUCUCCAGGGUAUUUUUAUUGAAAUUUAAUGUACCCAAAUAAACACUUACUGAUUAAGUAUUUCUUUACAAAGAA